Helianthus annuus (common sunflower) is the source of this 2660-nucleotide messenger RNA. RefSeq lists its product as uncharacterized. Bases 60 to 2528 code for a protein of 822 amino acids. Gene Ontology annotation, molecular function: protein binding. The record is from RefSeq and is a predicted model, not a curated record. The transcript has 7 exons. Lineage: Eukaryota; Viridiplantae; Streptophyta; Magnoliopsida; Asterales; Asteraceae.
CACGAAUGAUUAAAACGAUACACCAACUGCCACUGUAAUAAAACCUUCAGAACUUAACAAUGGCGUCCACCAACUCACCACCACUACCACCACCAACUACCAUUCCAGACGAACCUACAUCAGCAUACUCCUAUCCAUACACCGUCAACGUCGCCAAUUUCAUCUCCGUCAAGCUCUCCGGCCACACCAACUAUCCACUAUGGCGAACACAAAUGCUCUGCCUCAUCGAAGGCCACGACCUGCUCGGCUUCAUCGACGGCACACUCGAUCCACCGCCGGAGACCUCACCGGAAAAGUACCACUGGUGGCGGAGGUCCGACGCGUUAGUCCGCGGCUGGAUGCUAGGGUUUCUCACCGAAGACAUCCUCACCGGAACAAUAGGUUUCAAAACCGCUAGAACUAUCUGGAUGCAUCUAGAAGCUUCUUACGGUGAGUUGACUAGUCAAACCGGAUCAACUCCGGUGGUGAAAGAAGAGAUUCGUUCCGGUUUGGUUAGAUCUACUCCGCAUUCGAGGUCUCUGCCGACUCCACUACGUCAUGUGUCUCAACAGAUAGAUCUGAAAGGUGAUUCGGUGACGUCAGCCGGUGAUAACCGGUUUAAGACUCGAGCUCGGGGGUUAGAGAGCUCGGUGUUUCCGGAGGAGAGCUGGACGGAGAUUUCGUCGUCAGUUUCUCCGUUAGAUCUAGCGGAAAUCAAUGAUUACUUACACGAACCAAAUAUGAACACAAGUGCUUAUCUCCCGUUAUAUAAAGCCGCCCUAAGAGGUGAUUGGGAUGAUGCACAAGAUUUUAUAAAUCAAGACGAAGAAGCAGUGACCGCCAAUAUCAACAAAUACGGUUUUACAGCUCUUCAUAUUGCAGUUGGAACUGGAAAACAAGGAAUUAAUUUUGUUGAGAAAUUGGUGGCAAAGUUACCACCUAAAUCUCUCUUAAAAAUGUUAACGUCUUCAGAAAAAUACACACCACUUCAUAUUGCAGCGGUUGUUGGCAACACCGAAGCGGUUAAAAUCUUGGUGAAUAAAUAUCAAAAGUUGUUAUAUGCCGAAGAUGUGGAUGGGUUACUUCCCAUUCAUCGAGCUCUUAUUAAUUCUCAUAAAGAUACAUUUUUGUAUUUAUUGAGUGUCACAAAAGGCAAUCAGUAUCCUUGUACGUUCACCGGAAACAUGGGUGUGACACUUCUGUCUAAUGUCAUUUUUGCAGGAUACUUUGAUAUAGCACUCGAUUUAGUCGCUCGGUAUCCUGAUCUGGCGACAACUAUACCAUCUGAUAAUGUUGAUGCUCCUUUAAUGGCUAUAGCAAGAAAAGCAGAUGCCUUUGAGAGUGGAUGUCGCCUCAAUUUCUUUGAUAGUUUAAUCUAUAAAUAUGUUCCUUUGAAGCUUGAGAAACCGCACUCAAACAAAAAGCAGGGGAAGAUGAACUUCUUUACUUCAGUUCUUCAAGACAUUAAUUUGGUGGUCUGGAAAGUCAUGGGUAGGAUCGUGCGACAUAUCACACACAUUCAGAAGCUAAAGCUGGCUCAUCAUCAAGCUCUUACACUCGUGAAAUGUUUAUGCCAAGAAAUCAGUGCGUUAAAUCUUCAAUCAAAUAGUAUCCAUUAUUCCGGUCCGAUUAUCGAGGCCGCAAGCAAUGGAGCUUAUGAGGUUGUUCAAGAAAUUGCUGACACGUUUCCUCAAGCAAUUUGGUACAGUGAUAAAAGUGGCUAUUUCAUGAUCCAGCUGGCAAUUCUUCAUCGAUGUGAAAAGGUUUAUAAUUUGACGUAUCAAAUGAGCGAUCAUAAGCAUUUUCACAAGACUCUUAAGGACACUUACAAUAAUAAUCUCUUGCAUUUGGCGGGAAAAUUGGCACCUCAACCGAAACUUAAUCUUGUGUCUGGUGCAGCAUUACAGAUGCAACGCGAAUUGCAGUGGUUUAAGGAAGUAGAGACAUUUGUGCAUCCGAAAUACAAAACCGAGAAGAACUCAUUUGAACAGACACCCGAGAUGUUAUUCAGCAAAGAACACAAAAAACUAGUGAGAGAUGGUGAAGAAUGGAUGAAGAAAACAGCCGAUUCGUACACAGUAACAGCAGGUCUCAUAACCACAAUAGUUUUUGCAGCCGCCAUUACGGUGCCAGGUGGCAACAGUGGCGAUACGGGCCACCCACUCUAUGCUAAAGAAUUAUCUUUCCUAAUAUUUGCUGUUGCAGAUGCAAUCUCCUUGUUCACAUCCACAACAUCGUUGUUACUAUUUUUAUCAAUCCUGACGGCUCGUUAUGCAGAACAAGAUUUCCUCUUCACGUUACCUUCAAGGUUGAUAAUGGGCCUCGCAACAUUGUUCUUGUCAACAACCUCAAUGAUGAUUGCUUUUGGUGCAUCAUUGUAUCUUCUAUUUGGGCAGGGGAAAGAUUGGAUUUUGAUUCCGAUAGCUGCAUUAUCAUGUUUACCGAUUACUUGUUUUGUGACGUUACAAUUUCCGCUUCUUGCAGAGCUAAUAUCGUGUACGUAUGGUCGAGGACUUUUUGGUAAGCAAAGUGAUAGACCAUUUUAUUGAGUUUAUCCUUUGAGAGAACAUGAAGUUGGAUUUUUGUUGUGCCACUAUUUACAUAUGCUGAUAUUUUGUUGUUUUAGUUGCUAUAUUGAUGCAUAACGAGCCCAAUGAUAUUUACCUUUGGUGGAUUUUGGA